AUGUGUUGGUGGCAAAAAAAGCAAGGAAAGAAUAACUGUCAUGGAUUACAAUAUCUAGAAGUGGAUUACGAGAAUAACUCAAAAUCUUGGAUGACUAGUGAAUUAUAUGAGAAGUGGCUUCUAAAGUUGGACAAAAAAUUUGCGGCUCAAAAAAGGAAGAUUUUACUUUUUAUUGACAAUUGUCCAGCACAUCCAAAAUCAGCACAAUCGAAGCUAACAAAUAUAAAAACUGUUUAUUUUCCUCCAAAUAUGACAUCAUCCCUACAACCAAUGGAUCAGGGAAUAAUACAGAACCUGAAACAUCACUAUAGAAAGCGAAUUCUAAAGAAAGUUCUGUGCUAUUCAGAGAAAGAAGCUCCUAUGUCAAUUAGCUUACUUGAUGCAAUCAGGGAUUUAAGUAAAGCCUGGAGCUCCGAUGUCAAAAAGGACACAAUUUCAAACUGCUUUAAAAAAGCUGGAUUUGAUGAAGGCAUUGAACUACCAGUGGAUAUUGAAGAUGAAAACCUUCCUUUGGCAGAUUUGUGGUCCGCGUACGUCGAAGAUAACAACAUUGAGGAUGUAACUAUCGAAGAUUACAUUAAUGUUAACAACGAAACAUUCACUAUGGAGUGCCCUUCCGAUGAAGAUAUUCUGCAAAGCAUUCUAUCAAAUCAGUAUGGGCUUAAUAAUUCAGAAAAUGAUGACUCUGACGCUGAUGAAGAAGAAAAUGAAUUGCCGACAUUUUCUCAACUACACUCAUUUUCAACACAAUAA
Molecule: messenger RNA, 753 nt
Organism: Rhagoletis pomonella (apple maggot)
Lineage: Eukaryota; Metazoa; Arthropoda; Insecta; Diptera; Tephritidae
Product: tigger transposable element-derived protein 4-like
Exons: 3
Coding region: 1-753 (250 amino acids)
Cellular component (GO): nucleus
Molecular function (GO): DNA binding
Source: RefSeq, a predicted model, not a curated record